AUGCCAGAGGAAUACCAGCACAUAUGUGUUGUACGGGCUUUCGUCAAAUGGAUUCUUAUAUCAGGCUUAACAGAAGGUUACUUGUUCCGAAAAAUUCGAGCUAAUGACCGCCUCGCUGAGGAGAAUGAACCUAUGACGUCGGAACAAUUUCUUGAGAUGUUUCGAAACAACCUUCUUGAUAUAGGUGUCGAUUUUGUUCCUUAUGGAACCCACUCAUUCCGACGUGGUGGGUGUCAGUGGCUUUCUGUGGAGCGUCGUUGGCCUUUGCGUCAGAUUUGUGAGUGGGGGGGGUGGAGUCAGGAAUUCACACAUUUAACUAUUGUGAAAUACCUCAUCUCCUGGAACGACAACCCUCAUGUUGACCGUGAUGAUUUCUUUAACAUGAAUCGCGCACCUACUACAGUUUGUCCUACUUGUAACCGGUCAUGCCAUUGUGCUUAG
This is a messenger RNA of Lentinula edodes (shiitake mushroom), 441 nucleotides long. RefSeq lists its product as uncharacterized. Gene Ontology annotation, molecular function: DNA binding. The record is from RefSeq and is a predicted model, not a curated record. NCBI's taxonomy places the organism in Eukaryota, Fungi, Basidiomycota, Agaricomycetes, Agaricales, Omphalotaceae. The transcript has 2 exons. The coding region runs from base 1 to 441 and encodes 146 amino acids. Gene Ontology annotation, biological process: DNA recombination; DNA integration.